This is a messenger RNA of Emiliania huxleyi CCMP1516, 378 nucleotides long. RefSeq lists its product as hypothetical. The record is from RefSeq and is a predicted model, not a curated record. The transcript has 4 exons. NCBI's taxonomy places the organism in Eukaryota, Haptophyta, Isochrysidales, Noelaerhabdaceae. Bases 1 to 378 code for a protein of 125 amino acids.
AUGCCCGGGUCAUCAGCGCGUAGGCUCUUUGCGCCUUCCGUCGCCGACGGCGCCGACAGCGCGCCGCCUCCGCCGCCGGUACUGCCCGUGAAGCUCGAGCUGGCCUCGGGCACCGGCGACUGGGCGGCGGCGGACGCGGGCGCGGCGAACUGGGUGGCGUGCGAGCUGAAGCACGACCGCGUCGCCUCCCUCCUCUCCCGCGUGGCUCUGGGGCGGGUCGACAACUUGGCGGUGGUUGGAGGAGACGGCAUCCGCAUCUUCCACGGCAGCCCCGGCGCGGAGGGCGGCUUCCUCGUCGACGAGCAGUCCUACUUCGACCGCUUCUGGGAGCACGGCCAGCACGCGGACCGCUUCUUCCUGCUGCUGGAGAAGGCGUAG